ACGAUGAAAAUGAGGCCACUUAGGACAAUUGCCUCGAUCCUCUUGCUAUUAUUAUUCUUGUGCUUUCAGGUUCAAGAAAACUUAGCGGAUGUCGGGACUGCCAGGUCUUAUGAUCCUCCAUACUUGCCAACGAAAUGCAAUGGUUACAACGAAGAUCAAUUCCCUGAGGGAGGAUAUUUUGCAGCGGCCAGCGACGGGCUAUGGGACAACGGAGCCGCUUGUGGUCGCAAAUACAGGAUGAGAUGCAUCAGCGGCCCAAAUCGAGCAUGUAAAGGUGGAUCCAUUGUAGUGCAGGUGGUGGAUUUUUGUCGUGAUAAUCCAUGCUUAGCUACAUUAAUGCUUUCCAACAAAGCCUUUGAUGCCAUCUCCAGAAUCUCCACUGCCAAAAUCAAUAUCGAAUUUAUACAGAUUUGAUUUUGAUGCCAAGGUUCCCUGUGGAUCGUCGCCUAAAGAGGGCCUCAGUUGUCAAAUGAUUGCCUUGUAUAUAUAGCUUAAUGAAAUAAGACGAAAUAGAGUAAAAUUAUUACAACAAAGUAUGUACUUUCAGGCAUCAAACAAUUCUAAUUGUACCACACAAAUUGCUUAGGUGGGGAAAAAAAAAAAAAAAAAAAAAAA
Messenger RNA from Jatropha curcas, 615 nucleotides. Lineage: Eukaryota; Viridiplantae; Streptophyta; Magnoliopsida; Malpighiales; Euphorbiaceae. The record is from RefSeq and is a predicted model, not a curated record.